Armigeres subalbatus is the source of this 1302-nucleotide messenger RNA. It is a transcript of the gene TrpRS-m, whose product is annotated as tryptophan--tRNA ligase, mitochondrial. Gene Ontology annotation, molecular function: ATP binding; tryptophan-tRNA ligase activity. Lineage: Eukaryota; Metazoa; Arthropoda; Insecta; Diptera; Culicidae. The coding region runs from base 120 to 1250 and encodes 376 amino acids. The record is from RefSeq and is a predicted model, not a curated record. Gene Ontology annotation, biological process: mitochondrial tryptophanyl-tRNA aminoacylation. The transcript is spliced from 3 exons. Gene Ontology annotation, cellular component: mitochondrion; mitochondrial matrix.
AAUAAAAAUAUGUGCGCUAAUGAUGGGUGGUUUUUGUUUGUGAGUGGCCUGUAAUCGUAUCACCAAAGUGUAAUAAAAUUGUUAAUUUUUAUUACAGAUUAAUAAAUAAUUUUAAAAAAAUGAAUAGAAGCAUUACGUAUUGUACCUCAACAUUAUUGCAGUUGACUCGGCGGAAUGCUUCCACUCAAGUACAGUCAACUUCACCGCCAUGGCCACGCAAGAUAUUCUCCGGUGUACAACCGACCGGCGCAUUACACAUUGGAAACUACCUCGGGGCAAUCAAACGGUGGGUCGACCUACAGAACGCCGGCGAGGAUGUGACCUACUGCAUAGUGGAUUUGCAUUCUAUAACUCUGCCACAGGACCCGCAAGUGCUCCGGCACAAUAGCCUUCAAAUGGCUGCCACCUUGCUGGCCUGCGGUAUCGAUCCGUCCAAGGCGACACUGUUCCUGCAAUCCGGUGUUCCUCAGCACGCGGAACUUUCGUGGAUUUUAGGCUGCAUGACUACCAUGGCCAGACUGACACACCUGCCGCAGUACAAGGAAAAGUCUGCCAAACUAAAGGAAAUUCCGCUGGGUCUUUAUAUCUACCCGGUUCUGCAAGCAGCCGACAUCAUGCUGUACAAAGCGACCCACGUUCCAGUUGGAGAAGAUCAAAUUCAGCAUCUACAGAUGGCGCAGUCUUUGGCGAGGGCAUUUAACAACAAAUUCGGGGCAACGUUCCCAUCCUGUCAUCCUAUUAUUUCUGACGAUACCAGCGCCCGUUUAAAAUCAUUGCGAGAUCCAACGAAAAAGAUGUCCAAAUCAGAUCCCGACCCGAAAGCAUGCAUCAUGCUAACCGACACGCCGAAGGCAAUAGUUGAAAAAAUCAAAAAAUCUGUGACCGACUUCAUCGGCGAGGUAACUUUCGACCCGGAGGCCAGACCCGGUGUGGCCAACCUAAUAACGAUACACUCGUUGGCCAGCGGGAGCACACCGGAGCAGAUUUGCGAUGCAGCGAAAGGAUUAAACACCGGUCAGUACAAGCAACACGUGGCGGACGCCCUGGUGGCACAUCUGAACCCAAUUAGCGAUCGAAUCGAACGGUACAUGGCCGAUCCACACUAUCUGGCGGGUAUCAUCGCGGAUGGUUGCGAAAAAGCGAAGGCCAUCGCCGAAACGACACUGGUGGAAGUGAAGAGCAAAGUGGGUAUGGAUGGGUUCAGCUUGGCGCAGCCUCGAAGGUUGCUGAAGGAGAUGGAAGGCGAGUAAAGUUGUGUUUGGAUGUUACAGUUUCGAUAAUAAAUGUGAUGUGGGCUGGUUA